Molecule: messenger RNA, 2277 nt
Organism: Zingiber officinale
Lineage: Eukaryota; Viridiplantae; Streptophyta; Magnoliopsida; Zingiberales; Zingiberaceae
Product: dihydrolipoyl dehydrogenase 2, chloroplastic-like
Exons: 15
Coding region: 119-1834 (571 amino acids)
Cellular component (GO): mitochondrion; oxoglutarate dehydrogenase complex
Molecular function (GO): dihydrolipoyl dehydrogenase (NADH) activity; flavin adenine dinucleotide binding
Source: RefSeq, a predicted model, not a curated record
CCUCCUCACUUCGAAUCCUCCGCCUCCAACGGAGUCCUCGAGGUUUGCUUUCGAUCUCCGCUACAAAUCUCUCCCCGAUCUCUCGUCGGCCGCAAAACCUUCCAUCUCCGCUCUCUCGAUGGCAGCGUCGAUCUCUCUCUCCCUCUCCCUCUCCCCGGCCUCCACUCCCAGAUCCGGUCCCGCCGCGGCCAGGCUCGGUGCCGCCUUCCGCAGCAGCAGCCUGAGCUUCUGCGGUCUUCGUAGGGAGGUUUUGUCCCUCCGCUCGGUUGGUUCGGCGGACUCGCGCAGGAUGAUCGCGGAUCUCGCCCGACAUCGCGCCGCCAAGAUCGUGGCUGCAGCUGAGAACAACGGGAAGCCUGCCAAGUUCGACUACGACCUCAUCAUAAUCGGAGCUGGCGUAGGUGGUCAUGGAGCUGCGCUUCACGCGGUCGAGAAGGGUUUGAAAACUGCCAUUAUAGAAGGGGAUAUUGUUGGUGGGACUUGUGUAAACAGAGGGUGUGUCCCAUCUAAAGCUCUACUAGCAGUUAGUGGUCGCAUGCGUGAAUUCCAAGAUGAACAUCAUCUGAAGGCACUGGGUCUACAGGUUGCCUCUCCUGGUUAUGAUAGACAAAGUGUUGCUGAUCACGCAAACAAUCUCGCCUCUAAAAUCCGGAGCAACUUGACUAAUUCAUUGAAAUCUUUAGGCGUUGAUAUACUGACAGGCUUUGGCACUAUUGUGGGGACACAAAAGGUGAAAUAUGGAAAAGUUGGGUUUCCAGAUACAGAAGUUACAGCUGAAAACAUAAUAAUAGCUACUGGAUCUGUUCCUUUUGUACCCAAAGGCAUUGAAAUUGAUGGGAAAACUGUAUUUACUAGUGAUCAUGCACUCAAGCUGGAAUGGGUGCCAGAUUGGAUAGCUAUAGUAGGAAGUGGUUAUAUUGGACUUGAGUUUAGUGAUGUCUACACUGCCCUUGGUAGUGAGGUUACUUUUGUUGAAGCUCUAGAUCAGCUAAUGCCUGGAUUUGAUCCUGAGAUAUCAAAGCUUGCUCAGAGAGUUCUUAUUAAUCCUAGGAAGAUUGAUUAUCAUACAGGUGUAUUUGCAACCAAGAUCACACCAGCAAAGGAUGGGAAACCUGUUCUUAUUGAACUUAUCGACGCCAAGACAAAGGAACCAAAGGAUACUUUAGAGGUAGAUGCAGCAAUGAUAGCAACUGGAAGGGCACCAUUCACAAAGGGACUUGGCUUAGAAAACAUAAAUGUAGCUACUGUACGUGGGUUUGUCCCAGUUGAUGAGCACAUGCAAGUAACAGAUGCAGAUGGCAAUCUGGUCCCUCAUUUAUUUUGCAUAGGAGAUGCCAACGGAAAGUUGAUGCUUGCUCAUGCUGCCAGUGCACAGGGGAUAUCGGUUGUCGAGCAAAUUUGUGGCAACGAUAAUGUGCUUAAUCAUUUGAGCAUUCCUGCUGCAUGUUUCACUCACCCUGAGAUCAGUAUGGUUGGACUCACAGAGCCACAAGCAAGGGAGAAAGCUGAAAAUGGUGGUUUCCCGAUCAGUGUUGCUAAAACCAGUUUCAAGGCGAACACCAAAGCUCUGGCAGAAAAUGAGGGGGAGGGGAUUGCUAAGUUAAUAUACAGACCUGAUACUGGGGAGAUUCUUGGAGUACAUAUCAUAGGGCUGCAUGCUGCUGACCUCAUCCACGAGGCAUCAAAUGCCAUUGCCUUGGGAACAAGAUUACAGGACAUUAAAUUUGCUGUUCAUGCACAUCCAACCUUAUCUGAAGUCUUGGACGAACUCUUCAAAUCUGCCAAGGUUAAUUCUGGCGUAAUGUCUUCUGUAAACGAACCAGUUGCUGUAUAAUCAACCGGUGUCGCCCAAUAAGCUUUUGAUAAUUUGGAGGAAGCCUCGACCGCGAUUUCCAAACCGAAUCGAGUAUUUCAAUUUUAUAGCCGAAGAUCACGAGCAAGGCAACCGAUGCGAUGGAAACAACUAAAGAAUUUUUCUUGAUCACACUUUUUUUCUCAAAAAAAAAAAAAAAAAAGUCAAUUUGCCCCAAAUUUUGUCUCUGGAUUUUAUUGUUAGCAUCAGGGCAGGUACGAUGGUUUCGUUAAUGCUUUCUUCUUUUUUCUUUUGUUUAUGUUUUUUUGGGUCAUUUUGCUUCAAUUUGAUGGACUUUUCAAUGGCUAAAGCUGAACUACACAUGCCAGCCGUCUGUGUUUCUUUUGUUUCUGUCUGGUUAUUAUAUUGCAUUGGAUGUGAAUGUCUUUGGGCAAAAAUAAUAUAUACUAGUGUGAUCGUGUACA